This is a messenger RNA of Phytophthora sojae, 390 nucleotides long. RefSeq lists its product as hypothetical. The transcript has a single exon. NCBI's taxonomy places the organism in Eukaryota, Oomycota, Peronosporomycetes, Peronosporales, Peronosporaceae. The coding region runs from base 1 to 390 and encodes 129 amino acids. The record is from RefSeq and is a predicted model, not a curated record.
AUGGAGGAGCACAAGACCAUCCACGAGCUCAAGCAGCGCAUCGUGGACGACAUGCGCUGCGACUGCCGUGCCGAGGACGUGGCCCUCUUUUGGGCGAAGAAGAAGGACCACGAGUGGCUCAAGACUCGCGACGGAGACUAUCAUCUCCUCCGCCCAGGCGGCAUUCAAGACGAAGCGUGGGAGGUCCUGGACAACGCGGACAACGUGCUGGACCCGCAGGCGAUGGUGUCCGAGGAAAGAUUCAGCUUCCGAGGUGUGAACGAUCUCCGGCAUUUUGAGAUCCACGUUCUUGCGCUACUCCCCGUGCACUACGACCAUUUCCCCGGUAGAAUAAUGAUAAGUCGAGUCCGUUAUAAGCGCAUUGCCGCGACCAUUUCUCUGGUAGAAUAA